UAUAUUUAUUUACUCUUCCCUUUCUCCCACAAAAGAAAAAAAAGGAAAAAAAGGAGGAGCCUUAUUGUCAUAUUUGCAGAGAAAGCUACUUCACUCCUUUCUCUUCCCUUCGUCUCUCCGUCUCCCCUCAUCCCUACAUUUUUGUUUCCUUUCCCACUUGAACCGUUUCUGUUGCUUGCUUUUCGAGCAUCUUCGAAUUUGUUCUUCUGAUUUCACCUAUUCUGGUUGGGUGGGAGAGGAGAUAAUAGCCUUUGCCCCCUUUGAUGGCUGCGGCAGAAUCUGGAACCGAUCGGAACAGCUUUACUUUUGGAUUUGGAUUUGGAGUUUUCCCGUGAAUGAAUCUGUUUGUUUCUCUGCUGUCUAUGUUAUGGGGAAGAAUACUGACGAAGAGCAGAAUCUUCCUGUGAGCGACGGAGCUGCUACGGCUAGGAAUAAUAACGGAGGAGGAAGAAAUAGUUGUUGUUGCUGCUGCGUUCGGAUCUCUAGAUACUUUAGUCUCAGAUGCGUUUUGAUUCUUGCUUUCUCCGCUGCUGUCUUUCUCUCCGCCUUGUUUUGGUUACCUCCAUUCCUCGGUUUUGCAGAUCGAGGUGAUCUAGAUCUCGAUCCAAGGUUUAAAGAUCACCGAAUAGUGGCGAGUUUUGAUGUUGGAAAACCAGUUUCGUUCAUGGAAGACAAUUUGUUGCAGCUUGAGAACGAUAUCACCGAUGAAAUAAGCUUUCCUAUGACCAAAGUUGUGGUAUUAGCACUUGAACGCUUGGGCGAUCUUAACAGAACAAUGGUUAUUUUUGCCAUUGAUCCCGAGAAGGAGCAUUCUAAGAUACCUGCUGAAAUCGAGAGUCUGAUCAAGGCAGCUUUUGAAACUCUUGUUCAAAAGCAGUUGUCUUUCCGCUUGACUGAAUCUUUGUUUGGGGAACCGUUCUUUUUUGAAGUUCUUAAAUUCCCUGGAGGUAUCACUGUGAUCCCUCCCCAGCCUAUAUUUCCCCUGCAGAAGGCGCAACUUCUCUUCAACUUCACAUUGAACUUUUCGAUUUACCAAAUUCAAACAAACUUUGAGGAACUCACUAGCCAGCUAAAGAAGGGUAUUAAUCUGGCUCCUUAUGAGAACUUGUACAUAACCUUGUCAAAUUCCAGAGGUUCAACAGUGGCGCCUCCUACAAUAGUUCAUUCUUCUGUUCUGCUCACAUUUGGUUCUUCUUCGAGGUUGAAGCAACUUGCUCAAACAAUCACUGGCUCCCAUUCCAAAAAUCUCGGCCUAAACCACACCGUAUUUGGUAAAGUUAAGCAAGUUCGUCUUUCCUCGAUCUUACCACACCCACCCGCCACAUCAUCAUCCCCUUCCCCUUCUCCUCAGCCUGAAACCCACGAACACCACCACCAUCAUCCUCAUCCCCAUCAUCAUCAUCACCACCAUCAUGAACUUGCUCCAGAACCUUCACCAUCACCUCCGACUAAAGGCCUUGCACCUGCAUCAGCACCAACCAAACACAAACAUUCACCUUUACCCCCGGCAAAGCCGCCUUGCCCUUAUGAGCAGAGGAGACCAAAAGGAAACAAUGCUCUGAACCAUCAUACUGCACCACCAACGUCUGCACCACAUCGGUCUCAGCCACACCCACACCCACAGCAACACCCACACCCACCAGCACCAAACCCUACCCCGCCACGUCAUCAUGUCAUCCCAGUAUCUAGUCCACUUCCCCACGUUGUAUUUACUCAUAUCCCGCCUCCAUCAAAAAGCAGCCCAGAAUCAGAACCAACUAGAGAACAAACUCCCUCACCUGCUCCAACUCCAUCUUCGGCGAGCAUUGGUCCAACCUUCAAAAAGGCAUCAUUGAAGCUCCUUGUAGUAGUAGCCGUUGUUAUCAUCUGUCUGUAAAAUAAAAACAAAAAAAAAAAAGCGCCGGAAGAAGCUGCUUUUAACGAUCAAGCUGUAAAAAGUAGCAGCAGUUCAGAAAAGCACAACUCCUCCGGUCACAACAUCAAUCAAGGUAAUUGUAUAAAGGAACACAAGGGAAAGAAAAAAAAAAUGUAUGUAUGAAAAAUGAAGAGAGGUUUUUUUGUAAAAGAGAGAUGUUGAGGUUUGCAACACAAAAGUGUGUCUUGCACCUUACAUCUGAGAAGAAAAAUAACAUAAUAUAUAAAAAAAAACAUUUCUGCUUUUAAUUUGUAUAUAAAGUAAUCUUGUUUCAUGAAGAAGCAUAUUAUAUAUC
Camelina sativa (false flax) is the source of this 2210-nucleotide messenger RNA. RefSeq lists its product as uncharacterized. The record is from RefSeq and is a predicted model, not a curated record. Lineage: Eukaryota; Viridiplantae; Streptophyta; Magnoliopsida; Brassicales; Brassicaceae.